Molecule: messenger RNA, 635 nt
Organism: Mercurialis annua (annual mercury)
Lineage: Eukaryota; Viridiplantae; Streptophyta; Magnoliopsida; Malpighiales; Euphorbiaceae
Exons: 2
Coding region: 47-547 (166 amino acids)
Cellular component (GO): endoplasmic reticulum
Source: RefSeq, a predicted model, not a curated record
UUACACUUUCUUUCAACACUUCUCUUCUCAAAUCAAAUUUCAAAAAAUGGGAGCAAUCUCAAAGCUAGUCGACGCAAUUUUCUUCAUUUUCUUCCUCAUAGUUGCAGUGUCAGCUCCGUUACUCGAUAGUCAAAUUACUCUACCAACUAAUCUCUUCCCCGAGUUGUUACUCAAUCUCAAGAAGUGGUACAUCAAUGAAUUCGACGACUAUCUUGUUGCAGAGAAGCCUCAUUUCUUUGUGGGUAUCAUUUGGAUCGAGCUUCUAUUUCAAUGGCCGCUCGCUGUUCUUAGUUUAUACGGAAUUUUAACUUCCAAGCCUUGGACUCGCACCACUUGCUUGAUCUAUGGUGCUUCUCUUUUCACUACCAUGGGUGCUGUACUGGCGGAGUUGAAGGGUGGAGGAAAGGCAUUGGAUAAAAUGUUGAUGAUUUAUUCCCCAUUUAUGGGGUUUGGGAUAUUGGCUAUGCUGCGUGGUCUUAUGCGUCAAUCUGAUUCGGGUGUUACAGGAAGGAGACCUACUCCACUUCCUAGGAAAAAAAGAGUUUAGAAAAUUUCUAAUGUUUGUAAUACUUGAUUUUCUUUUUGCUUUUGUGUGUGAUUUUGUGUUUCUUGAAAUUAUUGAGUUCCUUCUUUGA